This is a messenger RNA of Canariomyces notabilis, 645 nucleotides long. Its product is annotated as GINS complex, Psf1 component. The transcript is spliced from 3 exons. Gene Ontology annotation, biological process: DNA strand elongation involved in mitotic DNA replication; DNA replication. Lineage: Eukaryota; Fungi; Ascomycota; Sordariomycetes; Sordariales; Chaetomiaceae. Gene Ontology annotation, cellular component: GINS complex. The record is from RefSeq and is a predicted model, not a curated record. The coding region runs from base 1 to 645 and encodes 214 amino acids.
AUGCCCAUGUACGGGGAUUUGGGCAACAAGCUAGUCCAACACGCCAAACGGACACAGGGUUUGGCACAUCUACCACCGUACCAGACCGAGCUUGUCCGCGCCGCGACAAGAGAGGUGCGCGAUCUGGACAAGGACGUGGCGAGCUUGCUCGAGCCAUUCCAAGGCUCAUUUGAUCCGACGGCGGACCAAGCCACGGCAUGCACGCUGCUAGUGAACCACUUGUCCAUGCGAAGGAACAAGCGCUGCCUCCUUGCCUACCAUCGGACCCGUACUGACAAGCUGGAGGAGCUGGCCUGGAACGGGACCGACAUCCUCGAGCUUGCUGGACAGCAAGCCGGCGGGACAAACGGUGCGCCUAUCGCCGAUGCUGGGGAAGCCAGCAGUCUCAGCCCCCAGGAAGAAGACUAUUUCCGGCAGUAUGGAGAUCUGCUGGCUGCGUACAAGGGUCAAUGGACAGACAUAGACUUGACAGGAAGCCUCGAGCCCCCGAGGGAUCUGUUCAUUGAUGUCCGGGUGCUGAAGGAUGCUGGCGAAAUUCAGACUGAAUAUGGCGCUAUCAACUUGACCAAGAAUAGCCAAUUCUACGUCCGGCAAGGCGAUGUGGAACGCCUGAUUGCGCAAGGCUACCUUCAGAAGCUUGGGUGA